GCGCCGAAGGAGUACUAUUUACCAAACCACAACAUAACAAAAACUAUUUCAUGGAAAACACAUUUCAUUUCAUGCAAAAAAACAAAACCCAAAUUCUCACUCUCACACACUUCACUCUCUCUUUCUCUGAAACUAAAACCUUUCACUCUCACGCGCUUUUUCAUCUUCUAUCAAACACUAACGUGUAGGGUUUUUGAAUCAGCUACCAUCGACGCACUGUUUCGUGUUUUCUUCUUCAGCUUGAUGAUCAACGUUUACGACUAAGGUUUUGUGUUCAGCUAGCUGAGAAGCUUUGAUUUACCAGAGAUUUCUCUUUGAGGGACUGUAGAUUUACUAAGGUAGUGAUGGAAGAUAAUCCUACUUCAAGUCUUUUGGAAGGGAAGGUUGUUGGGAUCCGAUUCAGUAUGGCUACACGCCAGGAAAUUAGUACUGCAUCAAUCAGCGAUUCCCAAAUUAGCCAUGCUAGUCAGCUGGCAAAUCCCUUUCUUGGGCUUCCACUUGAGUUCGGAAGAUGUGAAUCUUGUGGCACUUCCGAAGCUGGCAAAUGCGAAGGCCACUUUGGUUAUAUUGAACUUCCAGUGCCAAUAUACCAUCCUAGUCAUGUAACCGAGGUGAAGCGAAUACUGAGCCUAGUCUGCUUAAGCUGCCUAAAACUGAAGAAAACAAAGGUACCUUCUUCAAGCAGUGGUUUGGCACAGAGAUUAUUAUCUCCUUGUUGUGAGGAUGUUAAUGCUUCACAAGUUUCUAUUCGGGAGGUCAAAACAGCUGAUGGGGCUUGUUACUUAGCACUGAAGGUGCCAAAGUCAAAGAUGCAUGAUGGAUUUUGGAGUUUUUUAGAAAAAUAUGGCUAUCGCUAUGGGGGUGAUCAUACUCGAGCUUUGCUUCCUUGUGAGGCGAUGGAAAUUAUCAAGAGAAUUCCUCCAGAAACAAAAAAAAAACUUGCUGCAAAAGGAUAUUUUCCUCAAGAUGGAUAUGUUUUGAAAUACCUUCCGGUACCACCAAAUUGCUUGUCUGUGCCAGUAGUUUCGGAUGGUGUCAGUAUCAUGUCUUCGGAUCCUGCCAUGACAAUUCUUAGAAAAUUGCUUAGGAAGGUUGAAGUCAUCAGAAGCUCUAGAUCUGGUGAGCCAAACUUUGAGUCUCAUCAAGUGGAAGCUAACGAUUUGCAAUCCGUGGUUGAUCAGUAUCUUCAAAUUAGGGGUACUUCUAAGGCCGCACGUGAUAUAGAAACACAUUAUGGGGUCAAUAAGGAGCUGAAUGAUUCCUCAACAAAAGCAUGGUUAGAGAAAAUGAGGACUUUAUUUAUAAGAAAGGGUUCAGGGUUUUCUUCCCGGAAUGUAAUAACUGGAGAUGGCUAUAAGAAAAUAAAUGAAGUAGGAAUACCGCUUGAGGUUGCCCAAAGGAUAACAUUUGAGGAGAGAGUAAGCAUCCAUAACAUCCAUUAUUUACAAAAGUUGGUUGAUGAAAAUUUGUGCUUGACAUACAAGGAAGGUUUGUCAACUUACUCGCUUAGGGAGGGCUCAAAGGGGCACACUUACCUUAAAACAGGUCAAAUCGUCCAUAGGAGGAUUAUGGAUGGCGAUACGGUCUUCAUCAACAGACCUCCAACUACCCAUAAGCACUCCUUGCAAGCGCUUGUGGUGUACAUCCACGACGACCACACAGUCAAAAUUAAUCCACUUAUAUGUGGACCCCUCGGAGCGGACUUUGAUGGUGACUGUGUCCAUCUUUUUUAUCCCCAGUCACUUGCUGCUAAAGCUGAGGUUUUGGAGCUUUUCUCUGUUGAGAAACAACUUCUCAGCUCUCACAGUGGCAAUUUGAACCUUCAGUUAUCCUCUGAUUCGUUACUGUCACUGAAGAUGCUAGUCAAGAGUUGUUUUUUGGAUAGAGCAACAGCUAAUCAAAUGGCAAUGUUUCUUUCACUGCCUUUGCCAAUGCCUGCUUUGCUUAAGGAUACAUCUGGUGAUUCUUUUUGGACAUCUAUUCAAAUGUUGCAGUGUGCUUUGCCUUUCUCGUUUGAUUGUACUGGAGUACGAUACUUGAUUAGGCAGAGGGAAAUCUUAGAAUUUGAUUUUACCAAAGAUGUCUUGCCUUCAAUUAUAAAUGAAAUAGCAGCCUCAAUUUUUUUUGGCAAGGGUCCUCAGGAGGCACUCAAUUUCUUUGACGUGAUCCAGCCCUUUCUGAUGGAAAACAUAUUUGCCCAUGGAUUUAGUGUUGGAUUACAAGACUUUUCUAUAUCCAGGGCAGUGAAGAGAGUUAUAAAUAGAAGCAUUGGGAAAGUUUCUCCUUUGUUGCGUCAGCUGAGGGACAUAUAUGAAGAGCGCGUGGCUCAACAACUGGAGAAUGAAAUUCAAGAUAUUGAACUUCCAGUCAUAAAUUUUGCUUUGAAGUCAACCAAACUUGGAGAUUUGAUUGACUCAAAUAGUAAGUCUGCGGUUGACAAGGUGGUUCAACAGAUUGGCUUUUUAGGCCAACAACUCUUUGAGAGAGGAAAAUUUUAUUCCAAGGGAUUGGUUGAGGAUGUAGCUUCCCAUUUUCAUGUGAAGUGUUUCUAUAAAAUGGAAGAUUAUCCCUCUGCCGAGUUUGGUUUGCUCAAAGGAUGCUUUUUUCAUGGUUUAGAUCCAUAUGAAGAGUUGGUGCAUUCAAUUGCAACGAGAGAAAUAAUUGACCGCUCUUCUAGAGGAUUAUCUGAACCAGGCACAUUAUUUAAGAACUUGAUGGCCAUUCUCCGCGAUGUUGUUAUUUGCUAUGAUGGAACCGUGAGAAAUGUGUGUAGUAAUUCCAUCAUCCAGUUUGAAUAUGGUGUACAAUCUGGAGACGCAGCACAACACUUAUUCCCUGCUGGUGAGCCUGUAGGUGUCUUAGCUGCAACUUCCAUGUCAAACCCUGCUUAUAAAGCAGUCCUUGAUGCUAGUCCUAGCAGUAAUUCUUCCUGGGGAUUUAUGAAGGAAAUACUCCUUUGCAAGGUGAACUUCAGGAAUGAAUCAAAUGAUCGCCGUGUAAUUUUAUAUUUAAAUGAUUGUGAUUGCGGUAGGAAUUAUUGUCGAGAACGUGCUGCAUAUUUGGUUAAAAAUCAAUUAACCAAAGUAAGCCUCAAGGAUGCAGCAGUAGAUUUCAUUGUUGAAUACCAGCAGCAUCGAAGACACAAUGAUGGUACUGAAGAUGCAGGCCUUGUUGGUCAUAUUCAUCUAAAUGAGGUGAUGUUAGAGAACCAUAAGAUCAAUAUGACUGAAGUUUACCAAAAAUGCCUUGAGAGACUUGAUUCCUUUAGUCGGAAGAAGAAAUACCCAAUUUUUAAGAGAACCGAAUUGUCUUUCAGUGAGUCAUGCUAUUCUCCGAACUAUGCUGCCCCUUGUGUAACAUUCCUUUGGCGGGAUGGUGAUGAUUUGGACCAAACCACUAAAGUCUAUGCUGACAUCAUCUGCCCAGUUCUGUUAGAAUCCAUAAUCCAAGGAGACCCUCGUAUCAGCUCGGCAAGUAUAAUUUCGGUUAAUCCUGGAACAAACACAUGGGUCCGUAACCCGUCCAAAUCUUCUAAUGGUGAAUUAGCACUGGACGUCAUUCUUGAGAAGGAAGCUGUUAAACAAAGUGGUGAUGCUUGGAGGAUUGUACUCGAUUCCUGUCUUCCUGUUCUUCAUUUGAUUGAUACUAGGCGUUCUAUACCUUAUGCUAUUAAGCAAAUUCAGGAAUUACUGGGAAUAUCAUGUACUUUUGAUCAAGCGAUUCAGCGUCUUGCAGCAUCAGUAAGAAUGGUGGCAAAAGGUGUUCUCAGAGAGCAUCUCAUUCUCUUAGCAAGUAGUAUGACUUGUGGUGGAAAUUUGGUUGGUUUUAAUACAGGUGGUUAUAAAACCCUGGCUCGUCAAUUAAAUAUUCAAGUACCCUUCACCGAUGCAACACUCUUUACUCCUAGAAAAUGCUUUGAAAGAGCUGCUGAGAAACACCACGCAGACUCUUUGUCAAGCAUUGUUGCUUCCUGUUCUUGGGGCAAACACGUGGCUGUUGGUACAGGAUCAAGAUUUGAUAUUGUAUGGGAUCCCAAAGAGAUUAACACAAACGAAAUUGAAGGGAUGAAUGUUUACAAUUUUCUUCACAUGGUCAAAGGCCUUGCCAAUGGGGAAGAAGAAAACAAUGCUUGUUUGGGUGAGGACAUUGAUGAUUUGCUCGAUGAUGAAAAUGUGGACUGGGAUAUGUCCCCACAGCAUACCUCUGGAUUUGAUGCUGUCUUUGAUGAGACUUUUGAACUACCGAGUGGCCCAACAUCAAAUGGUUGGGAUUCAAAUACAGACCAGAUUGAUCAAACCAAAACAAACUCGAAUGAUUGGUCUGGUUGGGGACAAAAAAAAUCUGAAAUACAAGACUCUUCAAAGUCUAGUGGCUGGGGGACUGCCACCAAUCAAAAUACCGAGUCUUCCUGGGGUAAAAGUAAACAGGGAGGUGAAGAUGAUGCAGUACAAAACACCCAAUGGGAGUCCGGGAUUCAAGAAGACUCUUCAAAGUUUAGUGCUUGGGGGGCUGCCACCAAUCAAAAUAAUGAUCAGUCUUGGGGUAAAAUGAAACCUGUAGCACAAGAUGCAGUACAAACCACCCAAUGGGAGUCCGGGAUUCAAGAAGACUCUUCAAAGUCUAGUGCUUGGGGGGCUGCUUCAAAUCAAAACAGUGACCAGUCUGUGAGCUCUCAAAAGUGGAGAUCUGGUGUUGCCCAAGAAGACUCUUCAAAAUCUGGUGCUUGGGAGGCCAACACAAUUCAAAACAGUGGUCAGGCCUCUUGGGGCAAAAAUAAAACUACAGUCCUAGAUGCUGGAGAGGAAAGGGCCCACAAAGAGUCUGGGAGCAUUACAAAAUGGAAAGCAGAUGGUAUCCAAGAAGACUUGUCAAGCUCAGGUGGUUGGAAAGCUUGGGGAAAAAGUAAAACCAAUGUACAUGAGGGUGAGUCUAUAAAAGUACAAGAAGAUUCUUGGAACUCCCAGAAAUCGAAAGCUGGAGCUGAUGUUACCCAAGAAGAUUCUGCGAAGUCUAGUGCUUGGGGUGCGAUCAAAGAUGCAACAAAAUCCAAGUCGAAUGAUUGGUCCUCGUGGGGAGGGAAAAAAGAUGAGAUACAUGAUAUUGCGGAAUUCUCUUCUAGAUCCGGUGCCUUAGAACAUAAGCCGGACAACGUUAAGGACAGCUGGGAUGCCAAAUUGCCAGUUGCCAAUAAUAGCUCUUGGGGAAAACCCAAAUCAUCAGAAAACCAACCUUGGGAUAACAAGAAUGAAUCAAAUAGCUCUUGGGGAAAACCCAUAUCACAAGAAAACCAGCCAUGGGAUUCCAAAACUGAGCCAAAUAGUUGCUCUUGGGGAAAACCCAAAUCACAAGAAAACCAGCCUUGGGAUUCCAAAACUGAGCCAAAUAGUAGCUCUUGGGGAAAACCCAAAUCACAAGAAAACCAGCCUUGGGAUUCCAAAACUGAGCCAAAUAGUAGCUCUUGGGUAAAACCCAAAUCACAAGAAAACCAGGCUUGGGAUUCCAAAACCGAGCCAAAUAGUAGCUCUUGGGGAAAACCCAAAUCACAAGAAAACCAACCUUGGACCAAGAAUGACUCGAAUCAAAGUGCAAGUUCACGUGGAUGGGACUCACAUGUUGCUUCUGCUAACUCUGAUGGCGACCGAAGUUUUCAGUGGGGAAAACAAGGAAGAGACUCAUUUAAGAAAAAUCAGUUUGAAGGUUCCCAAGGUCGGGGUUCAAAUGCUGGGGACUGGAGAAAUCAGAAUCGCCCUGCCAGAGUACCUGGACAGAGGUUCGAAUUAUACUCUUCUGAGGAGCAGGAUGUUCUCAAGCAUAUUGAACCUAUUGUGCAGUCCAUCAGAAAAAUCAUGCAGCAAGAAGGAUACAAUGAUGGGGAUCCACUAGCUGCUGAUGACCAAAAGUAUGUUCUUGAGAAUGUCUUUGAACAUCAUCCAGAUAAAGAAACAAAAAUGGGUGCUGGAAUUGAUCAUGUCAUGGUUAGCAGACACAGCAAUUUUCAGGACAGCAGAUGCUUGUAUGUGGUUUUAAAAGAUGGUAAAAAAGAAGACUUUUCGUACCGCAAGUGCCUGGAAAACUUAGUGAGGAAGAAAUUUCCAGAAACUGCUGAAUCGUUCUGCGGAAAAUAUUUUAGGAAACCCCGACCCCGUGAAAAGAGGGAGCAGACUCCAAAUCCAGCAGGGGAACAGACUGCAAAUCCAAACCCAGCAGGAGAGCAGACUGCAACUCCAAACCCAAUAGGGGAGCAGACCUCUAACCCGAAUCCAGCAGGGGAUCAGACUUCAACACCAAAUCCAGUGGAGGACCAGAACACAACUCCAAUGGCUAUGGAAACCAAUGAGUAGAGAAGUUGAAAGUUGUGUCCUUAAUUUUGUACAGAAAAGGGCACAGUUGAGGCAAAGGUUUCACAACAGACCAAUAUUAAUGUAGGAAAGGUUUCCCAUUUUGUUGUCUCAGCAUCAUAGUUACUCUGUUUAAGCCUGUGAUUGAUGAUGACAAAACAAAUGAAAAUGUUUAUAUUUUUAACAUCUGAAUGAUGAUAGCUUGUGCGAUGUCCCUGCCAAACUACCCUGCACAUAAUUUUAUCUAACCCCUCAACCUCACUCAGCUUCUAGAAAAUUAUCAAACCACUGCCAGAAUGGAAACCUUUUGAUUUGUUUCAUGAAUCAACUCGUCUGUUAUUCUGUGAAUAGGUUUUCCAGCAUUCUAAAUUUAUCUGUAUAGUGGUAGAUUUUGUGGUUAUAUUUUUCUCA
Molecule: messenger RNA, 6749 nt
Organism: Trifolium pratense (red clover)
Lineage: Eukaryota; Viridiplantae; Streptophyta; Magnoliopsida; Fabales; Fabaceae
Product: DNA-directed RNA polymerase V subunit 1-like
Exons: 20
Coding region: 345-6341 (1998 amino acids)
Biological process (GO): DNA-templated transcription
Cellular component (GO): RNA polymerase II, core complex
Molecular function (GO): DNA binding
Source: RefSeq, a predicted model, not a curated record